This is a messenger RNA of Loxodonta africana (African savanna elephant), 2026 nucleotides long. RefSeq names its product shisa family member 5 (gene SHISA5). Bases 16 to 798 code for a protein of 260 amino acids. The transcript is spliced from 7 exons. Lineage: Eukaryota; Metazoa; Chordata; Mammalia; Proboscidea; Elephantidae. Gene Ontology annotation, biological process: positive regulation of canonical NF-kappaB signal transduction. The record is from RefSeq and is a predicted model, not a curated record. Gene Ontology annotation, cellular component: endoplasmic reticulum.
CCCGCCCGCCCCGCGAUGGCUGCGCCGGUCCCCGCGCUGCGAGUCGUGCUGUUACUGCUGCUGCUCCCGCCGCCUCCCGGUGUCCAUGGUGAGCUGUGUGUACACAGCCUCUUUCUCAAGUCCUGUCCUGUGUUCUGCUGUGGUACCUGUUACAACCAGUACUGCUGUGCUGAUGUGCUGAAGAAAUUCGUGUGGAACAAGGAACAGUGUCCCACGCCUAAGGACAGCCUGGACGGCAGCAUCAAGAGAAUUAAAGAUCUGGCCUCGUCGAUGAAGAUUGCCUCUGACUUUGACAGUGACCACAUGUCAGGCCUGGACAGCAACAUCAAGAAAACGAAAGAGCUGUUGAUGAAGAUUGCCUCUGACUUUGACAGUGACCCCAAGUCAGGGUUCGGGGCGACUGUGGCCAUUGGCCUGACCGUCUUUGUGCUGUUCAUUGUCACCAUCAUCAUCUGCUUCACCUGCUCAUGCUGCUGUUUGUACAAGAUGUGCUGCCAACCCCGUCCGGUCGUGACCACCACCACAUCCACCACCGUGGUGCAUACCCCUUACCCACAGCCUCCAAGCGUGCCGCCCAGCUACCCUGGACCGACUUACCAGGGCUACCACCCCAUGCCCCCUCAGCCAGGGAUGGCGGCAGCACCCUACCCAACACAGUACCCGCCACCCUACCCAGCCCAGCCCAUGGGGCCACCUGCCUAUCACGAGACAUUUGCUGGAGGUGCAGCCAUGCCCUACACUGCCAGCCAGCCUCCUUACAACCCAGCCUACAUGGAUUCCCCAAAGGCAGCCCCCUGAGCAUGCCCUUGCCUCUCUGGCUGCCAAUGUGAUCAUGCUGUGUGUAUAUGAAUGGUUAUGCUGGCACAGUUCUUUCCUACCCCACGGUGUGUGUGUGUGUGUGUGUGUGUGUGUGUGUGUGUAUACACUCUCUGUACAUGUGGCUUCCUCUGAUGCCGACGAGGUAGGGAACAACCCUUGCCAGAGUGGGCUGGGACCAAAAUCUUUGUCCUCUUCCUUACUUGAAACUGAAAUUAUGCUUUCUGAAAUCUAAACUUCAAAGAAUGGGGAGGGGUUCUUUCUAGACACCCUGGGGGGGGGGGUUGGGUGGGGCUCGUCACACUAGGAUAGCACAGCAUUCUGUCGGCAAGAAUUUCAGCACAGUGUGUCCAGUAUUCUGUGUCCUGGUUUCGGCAGAGUGGCCAGCCACUGCUUGAGGCUACGGCUUCCCAGGGUGUGGGGUACCUACCCUUCUCCGAGUCAGACACAUGCUGCAGGCAAGUAGGUGAAAUUGGGAUUUGGCUUAGUUGGGUUUUGAUCCUUUGGGCAGAGGUCCCACAGCUUCCUGGAGCCUGUGCCAUGCCCAGUGGGGGUUGGUGGUAUCAAAACACCUCAGGCACAGGCCCACCACCUCACAUCGUUCUCAGGGCCAGUUUCAGCACCUGAGAGCUGUCUGCCUGGACUGUCCUUGCACCCUCCCUGGGACCACCUGGAGGCCCAUGUCCACCCACAGUUCUAGCUGCCUGUGGAGAAGCUCUCUUGCCCUUGUUGGCCCUGGCCCUUGCCAUAGUGGGCAGGAUGGCCUCUGUCCAAAAACAGACUCAGGUCUCCUCCCUGCUCUGUUUUUAUUUUUGGCCAAGUAUUUUGUCCCAUGUUCUGGUUGGUAACGUGCGUGACAGUUGCUUGAGGCUGAAACUCUUGGGUCCUGGGGGGAAAUUGGCCGACAGAGAGGUGUGGUCUGACCUUUCUGUCCCUACUCCCCUGACACCAGCCCCCCGGAACAUUGAGCUCCUUGUACCUCAGUCCACAAUUCAUCCUGGCAGCGGGACACCUGGACCGAGAGGCUCUCUGGACCAAAGGUGGGGCGGGGCUGCGGGUGGCAACUCAGGCCCAGACAUGAGUAACUUGGUGUUCUUAUCUUCUGUUGUUUCACCAGAAAUGUCUUAGCUUUGUAUCUGCUGCUAUGUUUCUGAGAAAUGUUGUGGGGUCUGCACCCUUGUUUAUAAUAAAUGCCAACAUUUGGAACUGC